Molecule: messenger RNA, 879 nt
Organism: Fusarium odoratissimum NRRL 54006
Lineage: Eukaryota; Fungi; Ascomycota; Sordariomycetes; Hypocreales; Nectriaceae
Exons: 3
Coding region: 1-879 (292 amino acids)
Source: RefSeq, a predicted model, not a curated record
AUGGGGUUCCUCGAAAGAAUCAACAAAUACCUACGGUUCUCAUUUGGAAAUAUUAGUGCCGAUGAAUUCGAGACGUUAGGACUUCCACACAAGGACUCUCGUGCAUGGGUCGCGCUUUGGGAUCCACUCUGUCGAAAGUGGUUUACAAGAGUGUGGGUCAUUCAAGAAACCCUUCUACCACGUGGCAGAACACUCUGGGUCGCUUGUGGUCUGGCCUACGCCGAUCACGACUCCACGGAAUUGCCGUCUUGGGUCCCAGAUUGGACGGCGAACAGUCGAGCGAUUCUUUUGGCGGCCUCGUGGGGACAAGGCAUCUAUAGUGCUUGUGGAGGGUGGGGCGGUAAUCUUCUUCAUGAUCUCGAUGCUCGAGAUAGGGGCCAACUCUGUGUGAAAGGGCUGCUCGUCGAUAGUAUCAUCAGAACAAGCGACAUUUUCGCCUUUCCAGAGAUUUCAUAUAUUGAUCCUGAUUCAACAAACAUUACUCUGCUCGACGCCAUUAGCUUUACAUCGCUGAUCAAAGAUUACAAACUCGGCGAGGCAUCCUUUACUGAACUUUGGCAUACCCGUGUUGCAGGAAAGAAUGGAAAUGGACUACAGAAAUCUCCCUCAGACUUUGCCGAGAUCUUGAGUCUGCUGCUUGAUGAAACAACUGGGCUUUCAGAGACCCUGCCAGGACAAGCGGAUUCAGUCAAGCAGACACCACCUAAGGGGAAUGGUAGAUUAAAGCUCGCGAAUUUAUCGCGUCGAAAGUCAGGGGCAACAUUCCAAGAGAUACGUGUUGCAUUUAAAAGGGCAUUGACGAAUAGACGAUUAGGAAUCACCAAGAAUGAACGUUUUGGGCUAUUUUCUCAGAGGGCCAGGGGAGGAGAUGAGUUUUAA